This is a messenger RNA of Onthophagus taurus, 2363 nucleotides long. RefSeq names its product Adenosine receptor (gene AdoR). NCBI's taxonomy places the organism in Eukaryota, Metazoa, Arthropoda, Insecta, Coleoptera, Scarabaeidae. Gene Ontology annotation, biological process: adenylate cyclase-activating G protein-coupled receptor signaling pathway; G protein-coupled adenosine receptor signaling pathway. The record is from RefSeq and is a predicted model, not a curated record. Gene Ontology annotation, cellular component: plasma membrane. Gene Ontology annotation, molecular function: G protein-coupled adenosine receptor activity.
ACGAUAGAUAAUUUCUAUCUAUCAACAAAAAGUUUAUUACAUAAAUAUGCGUAAUAAGUCGAUUAUAUUAAAUAAAUAAUGAAUGUUCGAAGAAAUAUGUGAAAACACUUUGAUGUUACGAGUUAUUUAUAUCGUUCAAGUUGUUGGUUUGUGUAAUUUUGGCGAAACGUGCGCUUUUCCGAAUAAUUUCUUAAAACAUUUUUGGAGUUUUCUUCAAAACAAUUAGGUGCUGAUAAGAAAAAAGGUUUUAAAUUUAAACUAUAAUUAAAUUAUAAUUGUGUAUAGAAUGUGUGUGUGUGGGUAAUAACAUUGAAAUUAAACCGGCAUAGAUGGCUGUUCAAGAAAGAAUAAAAAUCAUAAUAAAAUCACAAGAACUAGGAUGAAUUAAAUUAAUAAAGCGAUUUAGAGAAAUCGAAAGAUUUCCCCUAAAAAUGGUUGAUACCAUAAACACAACAAAAGUACAUGAAACAGAUAACGGAAAGUUGAAUUUGUACUAUAUGAUCUGCGAGGUUCUCGUCGCUGUUUUUGCGGUUGUCGGUAACGCUAUGGUCAUAUUGGUUUUUAGAAGGGAGCGAAAAUUAAGAAGGAGGACUAAUUAUUACAUCGUUUCAUUGGCAGCAGCCGAUUUUUUAGUCGGCCUUUUAGGAAUCCCAUUUGCCAUCUUGGCUUCUGUUGGAUUACCAGCGAAUCUUUACGCUUGCUUAUUCACCGUUUCCUUACUCGUCGUGCUUUGUACAAUUUCGAUAUUUUGUCUCGUCGCUGUAUCCGUCGAUAGAUAUUGGGCUAUUUUACAUCCAAUGGGUUAUUCAAGGAACGUAAGAACAAAAACUGCAUUAGUGAUAAUUGGUAUUUGUUGGUUUGCUGGAUCAGUGAUUGGUUUUUUGCCAUUAAUGGGUUGGUACAAUAACGAUGCCCAAUACAACCAAAAAUGCUACUUUCUUCGUGUCGUCGAUAUGAAUUACUUGGUUUUUCUGUAUUUUGGGACCAUAAUAACACCAGCUUUAUUAUUGGCUGCGUUUUAUGCUCACAUUUAUAGGGUAGUAUUGAAACAGCUUCGCCAAAUUGUUACAAUAAGUCCAACGCACGGCACAACAACAAACGGAAGAACUAGCGGUGGGACAAUGCUCAGAAUGUUGGGGGCCGCUCAAAAACGAGAAGUAAAAGCAACUCAAAAUCUUUCCAUCAUAGUAUUAUUCUUCAUGAUUUGUUGGAUCCCGCUUUACACGGUGAAUUGUGUCAUCGCGUUUUGUAGUGAUUGUGAAAUAAACGAAACUUUUAUGUUGUUGUGUAUUAUCUUGUCGCACGCGAACUCAGCAGGAAAUCCAAUUUUAUACGCAUAUCAUUUAAAAGAUUUUCGGGAAGCUUUAAAGAAUUUAUUCUUUAGUAUUUUGGGAAGAAGCGCCUCUUCUAAUCCAACUAUACGAGCAUCGUAUACUUACAACAACAAUUUCAACCAUUGCAGAAUGUAUUCAUUUCAAGAUUCCAGAGUAAAUAGAUUCCAAAAUAAAAGAUACAUAGAAUCACCGAUACAUUUUAAUCGAACCACAAAAUCAAUGAGUUUACCAACACCGCCAAAAUUAUUAUCCAUAGUUUCAAAUUCCGUUACUUUAGCCGCCGCAACCGUUGAUAAAAACAGAGAUAUUUGGAAAAUCUCAGAAGAUCCAUCAAACAUAUCCAACGAGAGUUCCGGAAUUCAAACCCACCCUUCUAGUCCUUUUAAAUUAAAGCAACAUUCCACGAGUACGAAUAGUUCUAAUUCUAAAAAUAGGUCUUAUUUAAACGAUAUCAACUACGAUGAAGAUGACGAUGUUUUCCUCGACGAUACAAUACCCAUAACAGAAAUUAAAAAAGAACCAAUAAAAGAUGAAUUAUCAAAAAUUAAAGAACAACCCAUCAUUGCAAGUCUCCGACAAACUUUAUCGUCAUCAUCACCACAACUAUCAACCCGAAAUGUUUAUCUAGUCGAAACCGAACUGAAACGUUACGAAAAAAAUGCUAAAAUUACCAUUACCAAAGAAAAUAACGGUGAUAUAAACUGUAGGAAAAGAUUAAAAUUAUCAAGCGAAAAUACGAGUCCUUCGAAAAGUUUAAAAAGUACGAGUCCCUUUAAGGCCGUCAGUGAACUAUGGAACUCGAAAUUCCAAAGAAGUGCAAGUUUAAGUGAUGAAAGUACUUUGUCGCCGGAUUUUAAAAAACGAAAGAAAAAAGAAAUUGUACGCGGCAACAAUUCGUUGGGACGUUGAUGUUUUAUUUUUGAGAUUAUUAUCUUAAAUUAUAAAUUAAAUGAUGUUUGAUGUUAACUCAGAGAGUUUCUUCUAAAUGUUAAAAAGAAUGGUGUAAAUCAAUAAAGCAUCGAUACUGUC